Molecule: messenger RNA, 933 nt
Organism: Elephantulus edwardii (Cape elephant shrew)
Lineage: Eukaryota; Metazoa; Chordata; Mammalia; Macroscelidea; Macroscelididae
Product: olfactory receptor 8B12-like
Exons: 1
Coding region: 1-933 (310 amino acids)
Biological process (GO): G protein-coupled receptor signaling pathway; sensory perception of smell
Cellular component (GO): membrane
Molecular function (GO): olfactory receptor activity; G protein-coupled receptor activity; odorant binding
Source: RefSeq, a predicted model, not a curated record
AUGGCAACCAAGAACAAUUCUGUGACAGAGUUCAUCCUUGCAGGCCUAACAGACCAGCCAGAACUCCAGACGCCCCUCUUCUUCCUGUUUCUCUGCUUGUAUGUGGUCACUGUAGUGGGGAACCUGGGCUUGAUAACUCUGAUUGGGUUGAACUCUCAUCUGCACACACCCAUGUACUUUUUCCUCUUUAACCUCUCUUUGAUAGACUUCUGUUACUCCACUACUAUCACUCCUAAAAUGCUGGUGAGUUUUAUCUCAAAGAAGAACAUCAUAUUGCAUGGAGGGUGUAUGACUCAACUUUUUUUCUUCUGUUUUUUUGUUAUCUCUGAGUCCUUUAUUCUAUCAGCGAUGGCAUAUGACCGUUAUGUUGCCAUCUGUAAACCAUUAUUGUACAUGGUCACCAUGUCUCCUCAGGUUUGUUUACUUCUUUUGUUUGGUGCCUAUAUAAUGGGCUUUUGGGGAUCCAUGGCCCACACAGGAAGCCUCCUGAGUCUAACCUACUGUUCUGACAACCUUAUCAAUCAUUUCAUGUGUGACAUCCUUCCUCUCCUGGAGCUGUCCUGCAACAGCACAUAUAUCAAUGAAAUAGUGGUGUUUAUUGUUGUGGCCAUUGAUAUUGGAGUGCCGAUUGUCACCAUCUUCAUCUCUUAUGCUGUAAUCCUCUCCAGCAUUCUCCAUAUUCAAUCCACUGAGGGAAGGUCCAAAGCUUUUAGUACAUGUAGCUCCCACAUAAUUGUGGUUUCUCUUUUCUUUGGUUCAGGGGCUUUUAUGUAUCUGAAACCCCCUUCCAUUUUGCCUCUUGACAAAGGGAAAAUAUCUUCCCUUUUCUACACCAUUGUGGUGCCCAUGCUAAAUCCGUUAAUCUAUAGCUUGAGAAAUAAGGAUGUGAAAGUUGCUCUGAGGAAGACCUUGAGCAGAAAACCAUUCUUUUGA